AUGGUUAUGCUUUUAAGAAUAUCUGAAGCAAGUUAUUAUUACAAUGAUAACUUAUCACAAGUGUUACUGCAAAAGGAAAAGGAUAAAAAUCGUGAAUUUUUGACAUGGUGCACAACUUCAGUGGCAGAGCAAGAGAAAUGUGAAAAAUUGGCUAAUGCUACUUUACUAGAUAAGGGGCUCUUUGGAGAUGACUAUAUUGAAAUGACUUGCAAAAGGGCAUUUGACACAGAAGAUUGUAUGACAUGGGUUGAUCAAGGAGAAGCAUCUUUAUUGGCUCUGGAUGCUGGUGAAGUAUACAUUGCUGGGAGAUAUCACUCUCUUGUACCUAUAGCACAAGAGUUGUACGGUAAUGGGGAACCCUACCAGUAUUCAGUAGCAGUUGUAAGAAAAGGUAGUCUACCUUCUGUGCAACAGAGUACUGGACUUUAUGGACUGCGUGGUGUAAAGGCUUGCUUUCCUAGUGUCGGUGCGCUUGCAGGCUGGGUGAUGCCAGUACAUAUUUUAAUGCGAGAAGGAGGAUUAAAAGUGACCGACUGCAAUAACCAUGUCAAAUCGGCAGUCGAAUAUUUCGGAGACUCCUGUGCACCAAAUUCCUUGAAGGACAUAUACAAUCCCAUUGGUGAUAAUCCCGAUAAAUUAUGUAAGCUAUGUGCUGGUGGUGCCGGUAUAAGGUGCACUUUAGCAGAUCCCUAUGCUGGGUACGAAGGAGCGCUUAAAUGUCUUGUUGCUAAUGGUACCGGUGACAUUGCUUUUGUCAGGGAUACUACUAUUCAGCAUGCUCUGCUAUCACAUAAAAUACUGGGUGGUAUAAGAGAGGAUAGCUUUGAGUUAAUAUGUCGCGAUGGUUCACGCGCGCCGGUAACCGAAUGGGAGAAGUGCAAUUGGGGUCGAAUCCCAGCGGAUGCAAUUGUCACAAGCAGUGCUGCAACUCAAGAACAACGAAAACGUUACCAAAACAUUCUACAGAAAAUGGUACAACUAUAUGGGGAGCCCAAUCCAUCGAACAGAAAUCCAAACAAUACAUUCGGGCAACAAAAUCGCGACCAGUACGGCAAUUUCGCAACUUCGACCGAACGCGAUUCGUACGACCAAUACCGGAGGUACAAAUUCGAUAGGCAGGGCAAUGACGAUACCAACAGAGUUAGCACACUUGCACCGUUCCAGACCAGAAUAGAUCGGACUGGUCAACCUAUUGAACUGCCCAUUCACCUAUUUAAAUCCAAUGAAACAACAGAUCUAUUACUACAGGAUGCCACCAUAAACUUUCGCUUUCUAAAAGAAGAAGAACAAGCGGCCAAGCACAUCCUGAACAAUAAAUAUGUGGGUGAUCAAGCAGAGAAGGCUGUUUUGGGCGUUAGGUCUUGCCCUUUGAAAAGGGCUAUAUUGUGUGUUACCAGCGAUCCAGAGAUGGAUAAGUGUAUUAAAAUGAGGAUAGCGCUGAAGGCGGCAGUGCUGUCGCCUACAUUGUCCUGCUGGCGCGGGCACAGCGCGCGCCACUGCGAGCGCGCGAUAGCGGACGGCACGGCCGACUUCGCGCUGCUCGACGCGGCGGACAUGCUGCACGCCGCGUACAAGCACCGCCUCGUGCCCUUCAUGCAGGAGUCCGUCCUGCUCACACUGCCGGUUAAAGCUGCCUGUGUGCGGCGGAGCGUGUUCCUCGUAUUGCACCCACGUGACCACACUCUCGAUGGUCAUGUUUCACGCCGAUACUGCCGGUUAAAGCUGCCUGUGUGCGGCGGAGCGUGUUCCUCGUAUUGCACCCACGUGACCACACUCUCGAUGGUCAUGUUUCACGCCGCGUACAAGCACCGCCUCGUGCCCUUCAUGCAGGAGGUGUAUACUAAUGGUCAUAGUUGGUACUACGCGGUGGCGGUGGCCAAGGAGCAAGACCCAGACACCGACCUGACGUACUUACGUGGCAAAAACACAUGCCACACCGGGAUAGGCACUGCUGCCGGGUGGAUCUUCCCAUUGGCCUAUCUCCUGUCCAAUGGGUGGAUAAGGCCGUACGGUUGCGACGGGGCGCACGCGGCCGCUGAGUACUUCAGCAAAUCGUGCGCACCGGGCGCCCUGAGCAGCGAAUACGUGGACGCCGCCACGGUGCCACAUGACAACCUCUGCCACCUCUGCCACGGAGCAUCCUUCAGACGCUGCCGGCGCGACGCGAGCGAGGACUACUACGGGCACGUGGGCGCAGUGCGGUGCAUGGUGGAGGGGGGCGGCGACGUGGCGUUCGUGCGGCACACCGCGCCCGCAGAGGUCUCCGGCGGCAGGAGGCGCGAGUGGUGGGCCAGGGACCUGCUGCCGGACGACCUGCAGCUGCUCUGCGCCGACGGUACACGCGCCAAAAUGCAUGAAUACGAACACUGCAAUCUUGGCAAGGUCCCCGGGUCAGUCCUCAUGGGUAGGGCCAAUCACACAGAGUUGGAUACAUUCUCCAACCUUAUGGUGUAUGCACAACAAUUAUAUGGAGCGGCCACUUCUGAUGAAUUUAGUUUCAGCAUGUUCUUCUCACAACCCCCAUACGCCGAUCUCAUCUUCAGUGACGCUGCAGUCCGAUUAAAACCUCUACCACAUUCCAAGAGAUCAGCAGAAAUGAUAGCAGGCCCAGCUUUAUUGAGAGCAGCGAGAAUUGUUUCAUGUGACGCCCCACAAGCCUCUUACUAUGUUGCACCUGAUCCGGAGUUUUUAUCUCAAUCUUAUAGAACAUAUGUGAUGGGACAUGUUGUUGCUAUAACACUUUUUAUGAUUAUGUUAUUACAU
This is a messenger RNA of Iphiclides podalirius (scarce swallowtail), 2763 nucleotides long. The record is from the annotation of a GenBank genome assembly. Lineage: Eukaryota; Metazoa; Arthropoda; Insecta; Lepidoptera; Papilionidae.